Lepus europaeus (European hare) is the source of this 1932-nucleotide messenger RNA. Its product is annotated as beta-galactosidase-1-like protein 2. The record is from RefSeq and is a predicted model, not a curated record. Gene Ontology annotation, cellular component: vacuole. Gene Ontology annotation, molecular function: beta-galactosidase activity. Gene Ontology annotation, biological process: carbohydrate metabolic process. The coding region runs from base 25 to 1932 and encodes 635 amino acids. The transcript is spliced from 19 exons. Lineage: Eukaryota; Metazoa; Chordata; Mammalia; Lagomorpha; Leporidae.
GUCUGUGCUCGCCGCGAACGCGCGAUGACCACGUGGAGCCUCCGGCGGAAGCCGGGACGUACACUUGGACUUCUGCUGCUGCUCAUCCUGAGCUUCUUGGUGCUACGCAGGUUGAACUGGAGUACUCUGAUCCCUCUGUGGCUGCGACAUCGCCAGUUAGGACUGCAAGCCAAAGGCCAGAACUUCAUGCUGGAGGACUCCACCUUCUGGAUCUUUGGAGGCUCCAUGCACUAUUUCCGGGUGCCCAAGGAAUACUGGAGGGAUCGUUUGCUCAAGAUGAAAGCCUGUGGCCUGAAUACCCUCACCACCUAUGUUCCCUGGAACCUGCACGAGCCAGAAAGAGGCAAAUUUGACUUCUCUGGGAACCUGGAUCUGGAGGCCUUUGUGCUGAUGGCUGCAGAGAUCGGGCUGUGGGUGAUUCUGCGUCCAGGCCCCUACAUCUGCAGCGAGAUUGACCUCGGGGGCUUGCCCAGCUGGCUACUCCAGGACUCUGGCAUGCGGCUGAGAACUACGUACAAGGGCUUCACCGAAGCGGUGGACCUUUACUUUGAUCACCUGAUGUCCAGAGUGGUGCCACUGCAGUACAAGCAUGGUGGCCCCAUCAUUGCUGUGCAGGUGGAGAAUGAGUAUGGCUCCUAUAACAAAGACCCUGCCUACAUGCCUUAUGUCAAGAAGGCCUUGGAGGACCGCGGGAUUGUGGAGCUGCUGCUGACUUCAGACAACAAGGAUGGCCUGAGCAAGGGCGUGGUGCCCGGAGUGAUGGCCACCAUCAACCUACAGUCACAUGCAGAGCUGCAGUCGCUCACCACGUUUCUCCUAAAUGUGAAGGGGAUCCAGCCCAAGAUGGUGAUGGAGUACUGGACAGGGUGGUUUGACUCCUGGGGAGGCCCACAUAAUAUCUUGGAUUCUUCUGAGGUUUUACAGACGGUGUCUGCCAUCGUCGAUGCCGGCGCCUCCAUCAACCUCUACAUGUUCCACGGGGGCACCAACUUUGGCUUCAUCAACGGAGCCAUGCACUUUCAGGAAUAUAAGUCUGAUGUCACCAGCUAUGACUAUGACGCGGUGCUGACAGAGGCUGGGGACUACACAGCCAAGUACUCUAAGCUUCGAGACUUCUUUGGCUCCAUCUCAGGUGCCCCUCUACCUCCUCCACCUGACCUUCUUCCCAAGAUGUCCUAUGAGCCAAUGACGCCAGCUUUCUACCUGUCCCUGUGGGAUGCCCUCCAGUACCUGGAGCCCAUCAGGUCUGAAAAGCCCAUCAACAUGGAGAAUCUGCCGGUGAACAACGGGAAUGGCCAGUCCUUUGGGUACAUUCUGUAUGAGACCGCCAUCGCCUCUUCUGGCGUCCUCAGGGGCCUUGUGCGAGACCGGGGGCAGGUAUUUUUGAACACAGUAUCCAUAGGAUUCAUGGACUAUAAAACGACGAAGAUUAUUAUCCCCUUGACCCAGGGCUACGCCAUGCUGAGGAUCUUGGUGGAGAAUCGUGGGCGAGUCAACUACGGGGAUAAUAUCGACGACCAGCGCAAAGGCUUAAUUGGAAACCUCUACCUGGAUGAUUCUCCCCUGAAGAAGUUCAAAAUUUACAGCCUGGAUUUGAAGAAAAGCUUCUUUAGCAGGUUUGGUGUUGACAAGUGGACACCUGUCCCAGAAGUACCCGUGUUCCCAGCUUUCUUCUUGGGUGGCUUGUCGGUCAGCCCCACUCCUUUAGACACCUUUCUGAAGCUGGAGGGCUGGGAGAAGGGUGUCAUAUUCAUCAAUGGCAGAAACCUCGGACGCUACUGGAACAUUGGGCCUCAGAAGACCCUGUACCUUCCAGGUGUCUGGCUGGACAAGGGCAUGAACCAGGUCAUCAUUUUCGAGGAGGUGGUGUCAGGCCCCAUGGUCCAGUCAACUGAUAUCCCCCACCUGGGCAGGAACCAGUACAUUAUCUGA